ACAAUGGCAUCUAGCAAACGUGCAGGAAAUUUUAUGGAUGAAUUUAAUUGCUCAGUUUGCCUUGAACUUUUAUAUGUCCCAGUGACACUGGUGUGUGGGCACAAUUUUUGCAAGUCUUGCAUUGACAGAGUUUGGAGGAGUGAGACACAGCCUUCCUGCCCUGAGUGCAGACAGGAAUGCACAGCCAAGAAAUAUGCAGUGAACAGACAACUAGCAACUGCGAUUAAAAGGGUAAAAAUACAACAGCAGGAAGAAGGACAAAACUCAUGUGAGAAAGACCAGCUCUGUAUGGAACAUAAAAUACAGUUUGAGUUGUUCUGUAAAGAGGAUGAAUCUUUGGCUUGCUCACUGUGUGUUCCAGAACAUCCUGGUCAUACCUUCUUUACACUGCAGAAAGCACUCGACAUGUACAAGGACAACCUGAUAAUAUCUCUAUCUCAUCAGCAGUCAAGUCUGAAUCACUUUGAAGAAAUAAAGUGGCAGCAAGAAAUGCAGAUAUCAGACAUCAGAGAUGAUGCUAGAAGUUUACAGUUACACGUAACAUCAGAAUUUGCCAAGCUUCAUCAGUUCCUCAAGGAGAAAGAAGAAAAUCUGAUCCAACAGCUGAAGGAGGAAGAAACAGGAAUUCUGAGGGAGAUGGAGGAGAACCUGACAAAAAUUAAAGAAGAUAUUAAUGCAUUUCAGGAAUCAAUCUUUAAUAUUCAGUUACAGUUACAGGAACGGGAUGAACAGACCUUUCUAAAGGAAAUCAAGUCAUUAAUAUUGAGACUUGCAAAGGACCAGAAAGAGCGUGAUGUCCCAAAGGUUGUAGCUCGAGAACUGACUUUUGAGGUGUACAAAAGCCACCUGCAAUAUGGUAUAUUGAAGGAAAUUAAAUCUAUUUUACAUCCAAGUGACACCUCCAGGUGCAUCUGCAGUUAGCUCCUACUGGCACCUAGGUGUCAAAUAUUGCUUGUUCAUAUUUAUCUCAAUAAUUCCAAAACCAUGCUAUGUACAAGGUUUUAAAACAUUUCAUCUUAAAGCUUACACAAAAGCAAAUGUAACUGAUUUAAUAUCUGACCUCUGUCUAGUGCAGAUAAAUAGAUAUUAACUGUUGUUUUUAUAUUAAUUUAGAUAGAUAUAAUUUUCACAUUUUUCUAAAUAUCUCAACAACCAAGUAACACAGACAGAACUCCUUAGCCUCAUAUGAAAGCUCUCAGCUAGAGGAAUAAACCACUGCUGACAACA
Molecule: messenger RNA, 1227 nt
Organism: Protopterus annectens (West African lungfish)
Lineage: Eukaryota; Metazoa; Chordata; Ceratodontiformes; Protopteridae
Product: nuclear factor 7, ovary-like
Exons: 5
Coding region: 4-921 (305 amino acids)
Molecular function (GO): zinc ion binding
Source: RefSeq, a predicted model, not a curated record